UCCCUGAACCCACAACACUCAAAAUCCAAGUCUCAGAAACCAAACUAUAGUGUAUACCAUGGGCUCGCUCGCCAUCGCCGAGAACAAGGAGAAGCAAGGCGCGGAGAUCAUCUACGGCGCCGACGAGUGCUACCGCCACUCGCAGGAGCUGCUCAACGAGCUCGGCUUCCCCCUUGGCGUGCUCCCCCUGAAGGACCUCGAGGAGUGCGGCCUCGUCCGCGAGACCGGGUUCGUGUGGAUGAAGCAGAAGGCGCCGUACGAGCACUUCUUCAAGGGGACGAACACGCGCGUGAGGUACGAUUCGGAGGUGACGGCGUACGUCGAGGACAAGAAGAUGAAGAGGAUGACGGGGAUUAGGAGCAAGCAGAUGAUGCUGUGGGUGCCGAUCGUAGAGAUGACCAUGGAGGCGGGGGAGAAGAUCUACUUCAAGUCGGCGGUCGGGAUCGGGCGCUCGUUCCCAGCCUCGGCUUUCGUCGACAAGGAGGCGGAGGAGGAGAAGAAGGAGAAGAAGAGUAGCAAUGCUGAGGGGGAAGUGGCUGCUUGAGAUGUGUUGGAGUUCAAUUGGCUUUUACUGUUUAAGUAAGAGGUUUCAUGCAUGCACGCAUAUGAAUUCAGUAGAGAGAUUGUAAUGUUGGGAGAUGGUAAUGUUUCUUUCCUUAGUUGCAUUUUAUGUUCAUUCAAUUCAGAAAUAAAAAAGUUGGACUACGUAGCAUGUUUAAUUA
Messenger RNA from Ananas comosus (pineapple), 722 nucleotides. RefSeq lists its product as uncharacterized. The record is from RefSeq and is a predicted model, not a curated record. Lineage: Eukaryota; Viridiplantae; Streptophyta; Magnoliopsida; Poales; Bromeliaceae. The transcript has a single exon. Bases 59 to 544 code for a protein of 161 amino acids.